GGAGGGUCUCUUCUUCCGAGAGCUCUCACUCCAAACGCUUGCCGCCCUGGACGUUUGUCAGAUUUAUUUUCUUUACUAAUAUUUUACCCUAGUGCCUUCACUUCAGGCGUGCAGUCGCUUGCUGUGCCUCCUUCUCUUUUAAAUGCAUCAACGGCGAGAAGGCAACAUGGGCAACUGGAGUGCCUUAGCCAAGCUUCUAAAAAGGGUUCAGCCCUACUCCACGAUUGAAGGAAAGGUAUGGCUCAGGGUCCUUUUCAUCUUCCGCAUCCUGCUCCUGGGGACCGCCAUUGAGUCAGCCUGGAGUGAUGAGCAGCUGAAGUUCCGUUGCAACACUCAGCAGCCUGGCUGUGAAAACAUCUGCUACGACCAAGCUUUCCCCAUCUCUCACAUGCGCCUCUGGGUCCUCCAGAUCAUCUUCGUGUCUGUGCCCACAGUCUUAUACCUGGCACACGUGUUCUAUGAGACCCGGCAGAACCAGAACCUGAAGAAGCUAGAGAAGGAGCUUGGAGUUGUUCGUGUUAAUGGUGCCUACGUGGAAGCGCACUUAGAGCAAACUGAAGAGAAGAAGUUCGAGAGUGGCAGAGAAGAACAAGCUAAGGUGGAAAGGAAAGGCCGGUUGCUGCUAACCUACAUGCUCAGUAUCGUCUUCAAGUCUGUCUUUGAGGUGGCCUUCAUGCUGAUCCAGUGGUACAUUUAUGGAUUUACCCUGAGGGCAGUUUACAUUUGUGAGCAAGCUCCUUGCCCACAUCAGGUGGACUGCUUCGUCUCUCGCCCCACAGAAAAAACCAUCUUCAUCCUCUUCAUGCUGGUGGUGUCCCUGGUGUCUUUGGCCUUGAAUAUCCUUGAGCUGUCCUAUGUCCUAUAUAAGGUCAUUAAGAAUUAUGUGAGAAAGGAGAAUGAGGUUUACUAUAGUAUAGCUGAUCUCCAGAGCCUUUCCCAUGCCCCCUCACCAAAUGUUCUCACUACCGCGUUUUCUGAGGAUCAGGCGGUUCCUGCGGAACAUUAUCGGUUUCGGAGUGUAACAGAGUCAGGUGGGGGGAGGCAGGCAGACAGUGUCUUUUCUGGCCCGCACUCAGCCUUUUCUUCACCCUGAUGAUAAGCAGGAUUCUCAGUAGGUCUAAGUGGAGAGAAAAGCAAAUCAAAGCUACCGAACACGAGUAGCAGCUCUCCACCAAUAGUAGUGGUCAUGACACCAGCAGCCUGAUAGCUUAGAUACUGUGAUUUCUUCUUGAAAGCAUUGUGAUUUUGCCUGGUUGCUAAAGAGAAUCAAAGUGCGGUAGAAAGUGUACCCAUGUUUCAGUACAGAUAAUGUUCAUUGGCCUCAGUGGUAACCAAGACAUGUGUCAGUAUUUAAAGUUCUUGACUCUGGAGGCUUAUUCAUCUAGCUCAUUGGUAGAUGGUUGGUCUAGUAUGUAUAAGACCUCAAGUAGCACAAGAAUAAAAAGAUAGUAAUUUGAACAAACGAACUAAAUAAAUAAAAUGGUUGACUCAAAGAACUUUUAGUCCAACUAUAACUUGUAUUAGGCAAUGUAUAAGGACCUUUCCCGUAUUACCCUAAAAUGGUUCUGUGGGGGGGGGGGGAGUGAUUUUAUUAUUUAUCCAUUGACGCAGAUACAGUGUAAAUUCCCAAUCCUGCAUUUUUAAAUAAUACAAACAUACCAUUGAAAGUUGAGCCUUUCUCUUGGAUUUUAUUGUUUGGGCCCAUACUAUGUUUAUACUGUUUAAUUCCUAAUGUAAAAGUAAAUUAUAUUUUCCCUUAAAAUGCAUCCCCCAAUUUAUAAUAUGUCAUAGUUCUGGUAAUUGUGAUGAGUUUUCUUUUUCUCUUAUAUACUAUAGCAGCAAUCCUAUCACAGAUGUAAACAAUUUAUUCUUCUUUUCCAAGAGAGAGUCGGAGCCCUUAAAGAAACAGUUGUACUGAAAACAGUAAUUGUGAACAUGACAAACUUAAACGCUUAGAAGUGAAUUAUGAAAUGUGCCUACAUGAAUUUGACAAUAGUGGGCAUUUGUUUUACAUAAUACAUAUUAAUUCAGAUGUUACCUUCUGCUGUGAGUUUGGCAGUCUCUUGUGAUUAUUGGCAUUUUUCAUGUUUAUAUUAAGAUUUUAUUUGGAAAGCAGGAGAGGGUGAGGGAAAUUUGUGAAAUACCUGUGUAAUUGAUUUGAAACAUAUAAAAGAAAUGCUAUUCAUUUUUCUUAUGCCUUUUGAAACAUUCCACAGAUUGAAAAAUACUGAGCUGCUGACUUGUUUUUCCAUGACAGCUACACACACAAUUUUAUUCAAGAAAUAUUAAUUUGCUUACCAUUUGAUGUUAAACUACCAUGUUCAUCUUUGUUUCUUGCAAUGCAGGCCUAUCACAUGUUAUUCUAGAAAAUUCUUUAUUCAAUAAAGUA
Molecule: messenger RNA, 2389 nt
Organism: Microtus oregoni (creeping vole)
Lineage: Eukaryota; Metazoa; Chordata; Mammalia; Rodentia; Cricetidae
Product: gap junction alpha-6 protein-like
Exons: 2
Coding region: 143-1093 (316 amino acids)
Biological process (GO): cell communication
Cellular component (GO): connexin complex
Source: RefSeq, a predicted model, not a curated record